GUCAUUGGAAAAAAAUGUGUUCUUUCACAGACUCUGGCGCUGGGACUCUAAUAUCAACUCAAGUGGAGUGCAGAUCUGCCGGUUUCCACUCUGUGCACAUUUGAUCACAUUUGCAAACUGCAGCCUCAGUCAAUUCAACACAAACCCUCGGGCCUCUCUGCCCCGGCUCACUCUCUCCUCUUCCAGCCAGUCCUGCGUUUUGACCCACUUUUUCGCUCCCCAUCUGCUGUCCGCCACCUGAUAGGACCGCCAGAGACGAUUGUUGUGCUCUUGAUAUCCCCGGCUGACACCCUUCGCGGCAGGUCAGCCUCUCUGCGUCCGCUGCCUGUUAAUUACAAGUGCCACUAUUGUCAGUGUGUCAGUGGUCAGGGGGAAGGCCUCUAUUCACGUGGGCUAUUUUUGCCGUGAAGCUAAAGCACUGUACAGCUCUAGCAAUGGAGACCUGAAUAGCCCUGACUCAUGCAUGCAUUGUCUUGUGACCCCACUGUGUAGAAGGCUUUGUCCCUCCCCACUCUGUGCACAAGCACCAAGAAUUUCUGGUUUUCUCUUUUUUGCACAGUGUGAAACGGGUCUUCAAUGUUUUUUUUCUUCCUUCUUGCCUGUGCUAUUUUUAAUCCACUCAGCAGUAAAUUUGGCUCACAUUGCGUAGCUACAGAAAGCUGUGACGAAUAAGCCGUCACGAUGAGCCCAAUCCCACUCAGAUUCCUACUGCAGUGGGAAUUCUCCUCCCCUCAAUGUAACUACAUCCUCAAUAUAUGCAAAAGGUCACAUUUUACCAGUUUCCAUGUGGGAGCAAAGCGGAUUUCAAGGAAUCUCAUGCCUGCAGCAUCUUAUCUGAUUCUUAUCUGCAAACUUAUCUGAUUACACAUCAAUGCAUAGAUGAUCAUAAUACAGUAAUGCAUAUUAUUCUAAAAUGGGCCACUCUGUAUGUGUACUUUUACUUUUGGUACUUUAAAGAAUAUUUUCACACUGUGGUAUUACUUCUAAAUAGUAAGCAAAUUAAAAAGAUCCGAGUACUUCUUCCACCAUUGACUGCAGCAGAUUUAGAACAUAAUAGAUGUGAAGUUGUAAAGAACAACAUUUUUGAAUCCGCAGUCAGGUAAAAAAAAGGCGGCAAUUAUAACGGACUACCAAAAACAACCAAAACAUUAUCUUGCUUUCGGUCCAAGAGACACAAGCUGCAGAAAAGGUUAGUAAUGUGUAGAGUAAAUACUUCAAGCUGCCGAAUGGGUCACGUUGCAGGACAGAAAUCCACACUCAGCGGGGCAGCAUGUUGAGCUUUUAAUGUGCAAAAGGGACACACUGUUCUUCAGGACACCCUGUGACUUCCUGCAAGCACACUAGACCUGUAGUACGUGAAAAUCAUGGAGCCAGAACCACCCUGUGAACUGUUGUUUGUUUAUUUCAUUCAACGUAACAAGGCAGAAUUCCAUGAACAAUAAAUAUAAUUCCUUAAAUUAAUAAUGCACAACAUCAGUUAGUGGACAGGUCUAAACAUUGCGUUGCCCUUAAAAUAAUAAUAGUUAACUGUGAAAACUUUCCCUUUUGAGUUAUCAAAGUGACACGUCUUAAAUACAAUUAAAUAAAUGUGCUGUUAAAAGAAAUGCUUGGAUUUGGUCAAAUUUUCAUGAGGAAUUCUUCAAGCUGAGCGCUCCGAUCGGUCCACUCCAGCAUGGUCCAGUUCUUGGGAGUCAACUGAGACUCUGUGUCUGCUGUCCUGCGCCUGUGCUCACCACCACGUGUGCUUGUCCGCUCACGAGGUUCAGUUUCCUGUGAAGGCUUCUUUCUCGGCAGAGAAAGGUGCAGUCAUACAUUGGAAAUCCUGGAACCCAGACUGCUGAGUCACUCUUUCUUGGCCCACAUGUUCACCCUGACUCGUAAAUUGUUGUAACGUUUUGCUUCCUUGUGUUCUUUUUUUCUGCCCCUCCCGUCUCUCUCUCUCUCUCUCUGUCUCUGUCUCUCCGGGGCAUUUCCAAAAAGGAGUCCAACACAGACAUUAACACAGGCCUGGUGCAGUUACUUUUCCCCCAAUGCACACAAUACAUUAAUAAUCCAAGCAGUUUCAUCGGUCGGGCAGGUUGAUGACAGGCACCCACUGAUCCAAACAGCGGCUUUCUCUGCAGAAUCUGGUCACUUUGCUCAGCGCCGGGUCCUUCCACAGCGACGACUGGGGAUUCUGCAGGAGAAGGGACAAAGCAUGUUAACAUCUGCUGAUUCGUGGAAUGUGCAAAACAGACGGAAAUGAUUCUGAUCGUAAAAACCAAUGCAGGCAACUGCUCCUUGCAAGCAUCGGCAAUGAACUGCGUACUAAAACUAACGCAGUGAGGGCUUUUUUUCCAGUCUGGUGGAAGUGAGCAACACACAGCAGCACUGUAGCUGACAGACAUGAGUAACGACACUUACGGUAACUAGAACACAGUGCAGGUCCGUGGGCUCCCCUCCAGCUUUCACUCCUCCCAGUAUUUCUGCCAGACGCUGCAUGUUGCUCACCCGCAGGAUGUUGAUGUCAUUCUCGCAGCAGAAAGCCUGGAUCAGGGUGAAAUGAAUCUGGAGAGCCACAUCCUCCUCAUCGUCGGUGGCCAGCAGACACAACACCACAUUGUCUGGGUCCCUAGAAUAGCAAAGACAAGCAAAAAAAGAGUUGUGAGGAAAUGAGUCUCACGUUUUUUUUUACUAACUUUGAGCUGACGUUAAGAGUAACGUUAGUUAUCUUAUUUUUGACUUACGCAUUUAGGGACUUUGCUGCCUCGUAGACGCCAACGGUGGUGCAACCCUGAGGCAACGCGGAGCUCAGGACCUCCUCUAGCGCUUUAGCCACCGAGUCCAUCCUGAGGAAGCAGACAGUAAUACGUUUAUUAAAAACACACCAAACACUUAAAACAACUUAAUAGCUGACUUGUCAUUUCACAAAACAUGUCCCAUGUUAUUCAUUAAUUAUAUUCGCACACAGAAACGCGUAGAGGCAUGACAAUAUGAACAUGUCUGCAUUAUUAAUGCAGUUUAAACACUGAAAUAAUGAACACGUAGCGUUCACGCUAGCUUAAACAACGGACAUUAGCAUAACUAGUUCGGUUGACGCACGAGACACCUUAGCAGUGUUAACUAGCUCACCUUAACGUUACAGUAACGUUAUAUCAGAACAAAAUAAUACCGCUGAAUGACAAGCAGAACUGUCAGUAUGAGAGAACCCUCUCUUUACACACUUAAAUUAAACUGUCCUGCGAAAGGUCUUUGCAACGGUUUAAAAAAAAUAUCGUCCAGUCGGGACAUUCACAUCAAAAACAAGUUAGAACCAAAUGAAUGCAAAGAAAAGGUGCAAAAAGUGAAACAACGGAGGCUAACCUUUCUGACGAAUUAUCUCCACUGGUUUCUUCAAAAGUCAUAUUGCACAUCCGAGCGGGUGGGUAGGACUGUAUAAUAUCCAGAGCAAAAAAAGUGACUCCUUCUGUGUGCUGAGAUGCUCCCCGUGUGCCGGUUGCUGUGUGCCAGUCCAACGUUUCUAGUAGUAAAAUCUACUGGCCCCGCUGCUCAUUUGCAUAAACCGGUCCCGUUGGUCACGUGGAAAGGCACGGUUCAUUUGCACCUUUGUCUUUGUGAGUAUAGCGACGCCCUGUGGCUGUGACCGGCACUACUUCCCACAGUCGAUCACAAAAUAAUUACAUAGCUCUGAUUUGAUAUUUAUUAAAUGGGAAUUAUAGCAGCUUUGGAAGUCAUGUUUCAUUUUAUUAUUGCACGUUCAUAUCAAAUGCUCACUUUUUUCCCUUCUUUUUUUGUGCUUAACAUUACUUAUAUUUCCAGAGAUCUUGUGACAAUAUGUAUGGAUAUGUGAAUAUUGCAUUGUUAAGGACAAUAAGAACAAAACGGUUAAUGUCAAAUAUAAUUCAGUCAGUCAAGUAGCUCUGAGAAUCGUGAUCAGCACAGAGAAUAAGAGUACCUCUAACAUGUCAUAAUUCCAAUAAAAAGUUACAGUAGUAUAAUAGAGUUCAUACACAUUCUAUUCAUUUAUUUAGAGGUUGAUACACAUGUAACUGACAUUAAUAGAUUAAUAGCUAUGGACUGUAGCAACGAGUGGCCUGAGCUUCAGUGAGUUUUCAUAUCUCAUUAUGUGGUUACAGCGCCUCUGGUGGGAAUGUAACAUAAACGUUCAGCUUAGAAGUAGUCAGCGCUGACUAGGAAUCAGUUUCACUGCACCCACGUUCACGGAAACAUUCCUAAAACCGACCGGAGACCAGCUCAACCCCAACUCCAAAUAGCCGACUUUGGCGGUGCGCUGCAUCUUCUCUACCGGCAACGUGGCAAACACUCGGCACUUUAAAGUUCUACUGUUUGUUUUCUUCCCGCCACAUGUAGCCUACAAUCCGAGGACGCGGUUAGUCAUGUGGGCAUUACACAGACAGGACUGGCAGAAUUUUCUUUUGUUGGAAUGAUCCUGGAGAUGGACGUGAUUUCCUCUUUUCCAGCCCUGUGGGGCUGCAGCUGUCAAACUUCUCAGGGCGUGCUCCACUGUUUACUCUCAUCUCACUGACCACACUCAGGCCGGGACACGCAAUACAAAUAGAACAUAGAUGAAGGAUUAUUCAUACCCUGAAUGGUAUGAUUUUGAUUUUAAAGUAUCCAUUGGUGUCGAGGGAGGCUGAUCUUGUGUGAAGGGUUCAUCAUGGAUCACAGAGGUCACCCCCGGCCUGACCCCGUCCCCCACUCUCACAGAACUAAAGACAGAGAGGACUACCAUAGGUAUUCUCAGCAGGACAGAGACCACAGCUACCAACCGCCGAACCCCAGAGAGGGGGACAGGCACUGGGCUCAGACGGAUGCCCGCUACAGGACUCACUUCACCAGUCCUCCUGCCAGACCGGAGCAGUAUCCACACAACGCUCAGCAGUAUCCUUAUGGCUAUGGCCGUCCGGAACUCCAAAGACCCCAGUCCAGGCACGGGUAUGACUAUCCCCCCCACAGCCAGUGGGACUACAGAGACAACUAUGGUUACUAUGACCAUGACUACUAUAGGGGACAAAGCGGACAACAAGAUGCCGGCCAGUGGGGGGCCCAGGACUCCUCGAGAACGGCCCCUUAUCCUGACAGAACAUACAAGCAUGAGCCCUCGGGGAGCUCCUACACUGACGAGCACAGGUAUGACCAAGGCCGAGGCAACUCCCAGCAUUACCUCAACCCCUACGAGGAUAAUCCCUCCAGAGACAAUGAGGAGGUGUCCUCUUAUUACCUGGGGACGUUAGAACAUUCCAAAAACUCAGGGCUGUCCUCCAGCAGCUAUGAGCUGAGUCAGUACAUCAACGGAGCUGAGCACAGCGAGCCCGCCCCACAAUCCGUCCACACGUCUGACGCAGAGCACGGGCCAAUGCACCAGACGUCAGCUCCUCUGAAGUACUCGAUCCCUCACGUGGUCGUGAGCUUUGGGCCAGCAGGCCAGCUGAUACGGGUCACGCCAGGCUUGUCCACACAGGAGAAAGUUAGCCAGCUGGAAAUCCACAGUCUGGAAGUAAUUCUGGGUGAGACAAAGGAACAGCAGGAGAUGAGAUGCUUCCCAGGGCCCUUAACCAGGGAAGAUCUGCACAAAGUAGAUGCUAUAGACUUUGCCCACCAGAGGGCAGGCGCCUGCAUGAGCGGUGACGAGCUGCAUGAUAAGAGCUCUGCUGCCCUCCUGUGGAAUCUACUGAUCCUGCUCUGCAGACAGAAUGCACAAUUAGUUGGCUCGGAUAUCGCAGAGCUGCUGAUGCAGGGCUCACAUUCAGAUGGAAGCUGGGAGUCAGACGCUCCCACACUCAUUGACUUCGGUGACGGUACUACUGCUGAAGCGCCACCUCGCACAGGAGAUGACCUGCUCACGGGAACCUGGAGCAGCUUCAGCUCUGAGAAGGCCCUGCAGAGCUACACUCAACUGCUGCUGGCUGGAAGAAAGAAGGAGGCCUUGGACUCAGCUAUGAGCAGCGGCCUGUGGGGGCAUGCACUGUUUCUGGCCAGCAAAAUGGACAACAGGUCCUACACCACUGUGCUGAACAGGUUUACAGGCCAGCUAACUGCCAGUGAUCCCCUCCAGACCCUCUUCCACCUGCUGACUGGGAGAAUCCCUGUUGUAUCCAUGUGCUGUGGAACUGAAAAAUGGGGAAACUGGAGGCCCCAUCUGGCUGUUAUGCUCUCCAACGAGACGGGAGAUCCUGCCGUCCAACAGAAGGCCAUCGUCACCAUGGGGGACACGCUCGCCUCCAAAGGCCUUCUACAUGCCGCCCACGUGUGCUACCUGACGGCCGGCGUCCCCUUCGGGGUAUUCACGCAGAAGGCAGAGAGACUGGUGCUUCUGGGCAGCAGCCACAGGCAAUCCUUUGAAUACUUUGCCACGAACCUUGCCAUUCAGUGCACUGAAUUGUAUGAAUACUGCCAGUCACUUGGGGGCAAAUGCCUUUCACUACCAUCCUUUCAGGUGUAUAAGUUCCUGUAUGCCAGUCGACUGCUGGACUGCGGCCUCGCAUCUCAGGCCUUUCAUUACUGCGAGGUGGUGGGACGGGCGAUCCUCAGACAGAGGGAGCCUUUCUUUGUGCUGACUGGAGAGGUUGUUAAGCUGUCAGACAGGCUGAGAAACUCCGAGGGUCAGUUCAGUGAAGCAGGUGUUAGCGGAGCCGGGCAGGAACCCAACUGGCUGAGACAGCUGCGUGCCAUGCACCACAGUUUGCAGACGGGGGGAUAUGACUGUACUGAAACAUACCAGCCACCACCUGGGGAAAGUGCUUUGGCCCAUGAGGGUGGCAAAGUGUCCUUAGAAUCGCACUUGAAUGACCUAAACCGUGACAUCCAGAGUCCAGAGCCAGAACUCCUUUAUUACAGAGGCACUGGGGACCAAGCAAACCUUGAGCAUCAAGUUGACGGAAUCACUGAGGAAAUGAACGUGUUAUCGUGGGACGAUAACAGAGCUCAGGACUGGCCGCACGCCAAUUCUCCGAUGCCAGUACCGUUGGUUUACGCUCCUCCAGCGCCCACAGUGACUGCAAGCCAAGCCUUCAGUUAUCAUAACACAGAUAGUGCUGAAGUCAGAGCUGCCUCACCACAUUGUCCUCUGAGUAGUCAGCCAUCAGCAGCAGAGGGGGCGGGGUCGUUCUCUAGAGCAGGCACAAUGGGGGUUCAGAUGCUUGAGGUCAACGUCAGUCGGCAGGGGCAAUUCCAGCAGAGCGGCCAGCAAGGUUCAGAAGGCUCCGAGCAGACCAGCGGACCUCCUAAACAGAGCACCAAAGCCGGAUGGUUUAGUGGUUGGUUCAAGUCGAAACCCAAAGAUCUGCACGAGGAGAGUUCAGAGCAGAGAAGCCCGGCUCAGAUGGAGCUACCACCGACUACUGGCUUCUCUCCUCCUCCCCCGCCUGCCAUGUUUCCACCUCAGCCUUCCUCUGCUGGGAUCAACCCCUUUUCAAGGAAAGCUGCUGGGGUAGAAGCCCUGUCCAGACCAUGAGCCUGUAUCACAGGUAAAUGAAGCUACUGAAAGAUAAAUACGUCUGCACCGUAUUUAAGGACUCAUGUCGUUACUUUGAAACCUUUUGUGUUUGUAGGAUGUGGGGAUAUCAGACCACCUGUCAUUCACAGUGCCUUUAUGUCUAAUGAGAGCUUCACCUGAGCUUGGAUGAACACCUAUAAUAUUCAUUAUAUUUGCCCCCCAUCCCCACCCCUCACGCAUUUCUUAUUAAAGGAUGUCCUUUCAACCCCCCUAGCCUUGCUCACCAUCAUGGUGCAUAUAAAAACUCUGGAUGGACUGGCAUAGUCACUCAUAUUGCAACGAGCGAAUGUGCUCUCUAAUAGCUGACAGCGGGGAAAUGACCAGUGGAUGCAGGACUUAUUUGGGGGAAGGGAUAUCUUAAUUGACCCCAAUAACCAUUUAUGUACAAGAGAUUUGACCAGGACUGCCAAUGCCAGCAACUGACCACCUAGCUAACUGCCACGCCACCACGUGCUGCAAGGGAAUUGGCUCAAUUUACAUUAUAUUUAUGAGUGUAAAUCCAUCCAUCCAUCAUCUUUUUAUGAUCCGAUGUCUAUCCACGCCACUUAAAACACAAUCGUCCAACGAUUAAAAACACAUUCAAACAUAAAUGAGGUGCGAACUGAAUUGUGAUCCGAUGCUGUGUUCAUUUAUUAGCCUCACUGAAGCCAUCCAAGCAGAGUAAGCCUGACUUUGCAAGGCUGGCAAAUUAUUGCACAGUGUGAACAUUAUCUGAUUAUGUUAACCUUCUGUAAAGUGAAUUAUAUUGUUUAUAAGACAUUGAGUUGUGAUGCUGCCAAGAUGGAUGAUACCAUGUGGUGCGAGAGGAGGAGAAGGGGUUGGGGUGUGGGGAGAUUGGGAAAAACCUGUGCCAGGCAAGCACCCAACAUGCCCCAUACACCCACUAUACAGCCAGCCAGUAUUCCCUUAUUGGAUUAAACUGUUUAUGCGCUGAUACUUGCAACGCCUUCAACAAGCUUUAAUAAUAGCACUAUCAUAUAAAUGUCUAUGGUAUGACAAAGCCAAUGUAGGCUCCUUAAGAUGUAUAUAAAACACAGUAAUAUAUGCUAUUAUUGCAUCACCUUUUUUAAUUUUGACUUCUGUCACAUGGCUUUGUGUAUUACAGUAUUUGUCUUUGCUUUUUUUGUAUCUCUGUACCAGCACAUGCAAUGGAUUGAUUACAACUUUAUCGAAGCAAUUGUGCCUGCCAUAUUGAAUAAAAAUUUCUUGCCAAGAAAUAUCUGGGUUUCCAAACGGGGCCUCUUACUUAAUGUAGAACAAGUCAGGCAGGUGCGGUCUCCUUUUACCAUUAGUCGGCAGUAGCCAAGUGUAGCUGGGCCACACUGGCGAGUCGACGGUCACCGCCUACCAAAUAAUGUGUCAGAGCAUAAACGCAUUUAUGAAAGACCCUUUCAAGUGGCAUCCGAAAAAUCUCUCCCAAUAGUGGAAUUCUGACAGGCCGAUUCCAAAAAUAUGAUUUCUCAUCAAGUCAUUCACCAACGUCUGUUUUAAAUGAUCCCCCAGAGAUAAAACAUUAUCAUUAGUACAACAAAAAUAAAAGUUGAUGACAUUAUUUUGAAAUGACCAUUUGGUUAAUAAAUAAUGUUUAUUAAGAUUAAUCUUCAGACAUAAUUUAAUAAGGUGUGCAAUGUUGUUUCCCUUUCAUCCACUAGAGGUAGAGCUCCUACAUGCUCACGAUUGAAAGACUCUUGUACAAACCAAACAUGUUGUGCAUGGCAAUAUGUUUAAAAAGAGCCACAGCUUGACACCUGGCCUUACCUUACACUGAGAUGUAUACUUAACACAUUUAAAGGUUCUCCUGCAUGGAACUAGCUGUACUCCCAGACUGAAUAAUGAAUACAAAGCACCAUGACGAUCAUUCAAGAAAGCAAUGACAGACUUGAUUGGCUAACUUCCCUGAAACAUCAAAACGUAUUAACGUGGUCACAGCAAUGUGUCUCAGGAGGUAUGACUGGCUUAUGUUAGGGCACGUCUGUUGCAGCUAUUGCUGCUUGUGCGUCCAAAAAAACUCGCUCCUCACCAGACAAUUAAAAACAGCCUGCACCUGAGGAUAAGUCAACAUUGAUAAAGCUGUUAGUUGUAUGUGUAUGACAGGCCCUGAUGGGUUGAGAACAUUAAGCUGAUGCUAAAGUUGGGUAUACCAAUCUCUGUGUAGCCGUAAAACUCAGCAUGAGGAAGUGAUGGGCCUUCUGACAUGGAAUGCUCAGCGCCAUAUCCUGCUUGAAUUGAGUUCGCAUGUCCCGACCUUAGCCACCAGAUUCAGAGAGACCCAGGCAUGCUACCACAGCACAGGUUCAUCAUAAUAAACUGCCUGCAUUUCAAUACAUGCAGAGGGCCAACGUUGUGAGAUUAGUGUUAACUCAUUAUUAAUAACUACUAACAUAUCUAUCCUCACUUUAAAAAGGGUCCGAUGCCCUUGUAGCUGCUUUCACGUCACACCAUUAAUCUGUCAGCACCUGUCUUUAAACUGAUUCAGACAUUGGUGUGUCCCUGUGGUUCAGCACAUGCUCAGCCAGCUUUGUAGCGCACUGGAAAGACUUGUCGCACUCCACGCAGACAAAGAUCCUCCCAGUGCACGUCUGCUCCUGAUGAAGCUUCAACAUGGCCAGGAGGCUAAAGCUCUUGCUGCAGCCCGUGCAGUUGUGGGGUUUCUCUUUACUGUGGACGUACUGGUGCCGCACGAGGCGGGAGGCCAUGGCAAACGCCACGCCGCACUCGGUGCACUUAUGGGGCCGCGCUCCACUGUGAAUGGCCUCGUGCUCGAUCAAGUUGGACGACUUGGUGAAGCACUUGGAGCACACCGGGCAGACGUGCGGACGAACUCCGGCGUGGAUCUUCUGGUGCUCUGCCAUGCGACUGGCCAGAGCGAAGGCUUUGCCACAGUCGGGGCAGGAGAAAGGCCUCUCUCCAAGGUGCUUCCGCUCGUGGCGCUUCAGGGAGAGGGGUUUGUUGAAGGUCUUGCCACAGUGCGUGCAGGGGAAGGGCUUGUUGUUGGUAUGCAUGUUCCUCUCGUGCUUCCGCAGGUCAGAGGAGCGAAUGAAAUCCUUCCCACAAGUGUCACACCCGUAGGGCUUUUCACCGGUGUGUGUGCGGAUGUGCUUGCGGUAAUCGGAGGACCAGAUGUAGGUCUUGACACAGAAGGGGCAGUGAUAUGGUCUUUCACCCGUGUGGAGGCGCUUGUGCUGCUGCAGCGUGCCCUGGUGGGAGUAAGCCUUGCCACAUAUGUCGCACACGUGUGGCUUGAGGCCAGUGUGCGUUUGCAAGUGACUCUGCAGGUUGCAGAGCUUCUUAAAAGCCCAGUUGCAGUGGGUGCACUUGAAGGGACGGUGCUCUUUGUCGACUCUGUUACGUUUUUUCAUCGCGACCAAAAGUCGAGGGAUCUUGUCAUCUUCGCACUUUUUAAGCAAUUUCUUCACUGAAGGACUAUGUACAUCCUUUUUUUUGGUCUUAUUCCCGACACCACCUGGAGAAUAUUCCUCAACAUUUAGCUCUUUGAGCUUAGACGCCCUCUGGUUGGCUGAGGCGUUACUUUGUAUCGUAUGGCUCUUUAAGCAGUUAAUUUCCUUCUUAUUCGCAGCAUCCAAGAGCACUUCAUUAGAUCCGCACACUUUAUUGUUCUCAGUAUGUGUAGUGCAUUGUGACAAUCCUUGACUGCUGUUGUCCAUCACGUCUUUAAAUCCCGUGAAUUCUCCCGGUGAAAGUUCAGCAAACUUCUCCACGAGAGACCAGUUCGGUGUCUGAGGAUUCAGAUAAAGGAUUCCAGCUUCACAGCUCUCCGAAAGUGAGUUUGUUCCACAAAUUGCGUCAAAUGAAGAGUCAGUCUUCACAUGCGAAGGGUUCAUUAAGAGCUGUCCACCCGAGAGAGGAGAGGUGACAGAAUGCCUUUCUCGGUGUUUCCUAUUACUUCUCUUUUCAACUGGCCUGUCGGACGUCCGUGGGGAGAUUUCAUCAGCCAUGGUCACUUGAAAUCAUGCCAUGAAAUCAUCUGCAUGAGUUGGGGAGUUCCGGACAAUACGCCUCCUUAAAAAGACCUAAAAAAUACACAGAGCAUGUUAUCCUCAUCUAAGCCUAGUGUGUCUUCAUUAUAACUUAAUUUCUUAAAUAAAUGAUCAUAUCAAAGCCUUCACAUGGAUUAAUUGUUUUAUUGUAUAACUAUUACCAUACAGGCCGGCUUACUACUUACUUUGCGGCUGCAUCCACCAUGACCUUAGGUGUAUCCUUCACAUAGCUUUGCAUCUUGCAGUCACAUGGCACAUGAAUUACCCAAACUUCCAUGUUUCUCCAUAGACUCUCCUUAUGUUCCCAUUUUAAAAAAGUCUCGUGAAUGUUAACUUCCCACAUUAAAAGCAUUUCACAGAGCUAAGCUUACUCUGCGGCCUCCUUCCGAGCAGGUCCGGUUGAGAAGAUGCCACAGAGAUAUCCAAGCCACGGGUCGUGAUGCAGUCGGUGGUGUUAACGGGCGGAGUUUUGGCAGCAGCCGUCUCUGGGACUUGGUCAGCAUCUAUCCUGCUGGUCAGCAACACCAGUGAUAUCUCCACAGCCUGGCUCAGCUUACCUUUUUAACUGACUUAGCGCAUCGCCUGUUUGCAUAUAGCGAGUGAGAAGGUUUCACAGAGAACGUCCCAGACCUACGUUCAUAGGAAUACAAACAACCAAUACGUCAACUUUCGUCCUUCCGCCGUAUCGGUGUAGCAGGUUGGCAGCGCAUUGGUAUUUUAAUGAACUAUUAAGUUAAAAGGUCUCGCGUGCGUUAAUUAAUUUAGCCAAUUAAAGCAAAUGCCAGAAAUGGCAUCAUGUAUGUAACCUACAUCACAUUACUAAAUAUGCUACUUAAGUGUUUUACUGUGUCAUUUACAUUGACACGGCCCGUUUUCAGUGAUGGAAUUUGUGAUGGAACUGUCUAAGCUUUCAUUCCUAUUUUAAGCUCAUGUGCAGUUUCUUAUAACGGCCUCAACGUGUCGCUGUUUACUUGCUGUUGUUAUGAACCCACAAUCCACAGAUUGUGGAAAAUCACCGGCUCCAUUCAACAACAAGAGAAAUCCGUGGAGAUCUCGUUUUAGGCCAGCCUUUAUCUCAUUGUGGCCAUGUGUAUUGUUUACGCAGAACAGAAUGUUCUCAAUUGAUAAAGAGAGUAAAACGAUUUCUUUUAAAAUAUCUUUUCAUGGAAACAGAGUUUUUUUUUAGUAUGUGUCCAAUUUAGGACUUUGAAGAAAAAACGGUUGAAUGGUUUGAAUUUGGUGUGACAUGUUCAGCUCUCAAGAUGACAAAUAAGCUGCAAUUGCAGUUCCUUCAGUAGGUGACCUCGUAUACCUUUCCUAUUGAUGAUUUGGGAACAAAAUCAUGUUGCAUUCAGUGAGGAGGAUGUAGUUACUCGGCACGCACUUAUCAAUAUUAAGUAUUGUUUUUAUUCUCAAGAACAGGCACGUAUCAUCACCUUUAAGAAAUAUUGGCUUCCUUGUAGGUUUCCUCGUACUGCAUCUUUCCUGAAUGUCCCGAUCAGACAGUGCCCUCUCUCUUACACCGUAGAGACGAACAGGCCUCACCCAGCUUGCAUGUAUUAAGUAAUUGAGUAGUUCUCGUGAGACUCAUGUCGUGAUUGAAUGGACAAUGCUGGCACUCAGUGCAUUUUCCCAGGAGAGCAGACUGAAAUUUGACACUUACCAAAUAACCUUCUCAAAGCUGUGAUGCACCUUCUUCGUCGACACAUAUCAAGUUUUAAUCUCCGUCGACUUCCUCCUGCGUAGUUUCCCACACAACGACACCACAAACAUACUGUAUUAUCAACAAAAGAUGAAGACAAAAAACACAGUUGUGUGUUUGUGAAAUUGGAAAAUGAGCUGUAGAAUACAGUAAAAGCAAAGUAAUUGUUGGCCGACAUUAUGACUGGCAUAUCCUUUAUGUGUCUCUGCUGUUGUGCAUGUGUGUGCACUAUGCAGUGUGCAAGGAGUUUCAUCUCCAUUUGAAGUCAUGACUCGUCAAAACAAUGUAAGUUGUUUCCAAAGGAUUACAUUACAAUCCAGUUUGUAACUUUUACCUGUUUGUGCAAAGAAAAGUUGCAAUUAAGUGAAAUAAAGUCAGUCAGAGGGAGUCGAAGUGUUCUCAACUCCUGCGUCUUUGUUUUCGUCAACUGGAAGCUGUCACAACAAAGCUGUGGUGGAUGAUACACAAGUUUUUUUUUUAGUGACGCAGUAAAUGAACCGGGAUGCUUAAGCUGUACUAACAUGCCGUAUGAGGAGCAUCACCCAGGAACUCCCUGUUGGGAUUCAAAAGAUUGUGGUUUGUUGGUUUACUGGGUGUUCCUUUCCAGUUAGGAAAGUUUCCUCAUGAUCGCGUCAAAGACAUAAAGGAGGAGGACAAAUACAUGCUUGCUUGCGCUGAAUUUGAGAAGUCUGAGCUUCAAACACAUGCUGUCCAUUCAUAUGAAAGUAUCACUUCACAACAUUAUGGUAUUUCUAUUCAUCCUGACUGAAUUAGCAGGACACGUGUAAUCUGUGAGGACUAUUUGUCCCUGCAGCCGUUGGCCUUAUAAAUAACUCAAUGUGUUUUUUAUAUUGUGUUAAUUGAUUGUUUGAUGGUUAUGUGGUUACUUGGGGAUAAUAAAGAUAUUCUUGACCCUUGAUCCAAUCAAAGAGGUCAAAACAGUUCACAUGCGUUUUGUUAGAAAGUUGGACGUAUACGUAACUCACUGGCACACUGCACAGAAAAAAAGUGCAGAGUCAUUCUGUAGGAGGGGCGGUUCUUGGAUUUCACGGUGGAGUAGAGUAGACCGCCUUGAUUGAGAACAUACCAGAUUUGGAAAUUUUCCACAGAACACAAGGUGUCCGGCUGUGGAAAUAGUUGGAUUUGCUUCGCUAAGGAUCCAGUUGCAUGAGUCGUACCAUUUACACGACCCACUUUGAACCUCUUAAUGCAGACUUUAUACUAUCCAGUACAUUCUUUCCAUGUAAAUUUGGCUUUUUGGGUGAUUUUUUUCGUGCAGCUUUGUAGCCUAUUUUAAUAGAACAUAUUUGAUUUGUCUUGUAUUAUCGCACAAAUUAAAUUGCUGGUGGAAUGAUUUCUUUUGUGUCUUUAAAGCUACACAUUUGUGGCCAACAAUGACUUGUUUGGUAAAUCAUAUAUCAUAUUUAGAAGAAAGCUAACAAGCUUGGCACUGCCAAUGGCAUGCAGAACGGACAAAUCUAAUGCAAGUCUAAAAAUAGUACAAGGAACUGUUGUCCUAAAGCACUUAUCUGAUCUCAAAGGACACGUGAGAGUGUCAGAGAGCUGGGAGGGUUCCAGUGUUUUCUAACAUCGUCUCCUAAACUGCAGGAUCCCAGUUGAUGGGCAGUCUCCCUCAUCAAAGUGCCACCUUGCUGCUUUCUCUUGUCUCUCCCUUUUUUCAUAAAUCAUCCCAACUGUGGAAGUAAGUUAAAGGAAUAAUGGUAUUCUGAGUCUACAAAGUCCCUAACAUGGAUCGUCAGGAUAGCAAUUAUCAAUUCGGGAGGCUUAAAAACAGAGGCGGAGGCUUUUUAUUCCCAUUCACCAACGAUUUGCCCUUUGUCUUUUAAAAAAGCCCUUGUACCUAUCACAGCUGAAGGACUUUAUUCUCUGCUCUAUUGUGACUGUGCCUGCCUUUUUUCUAUUAACAUCUAAAAGGGACACUUUGGGAACUACUCUUGAUUGCUUUCUUGUUGAGUCAGAUGACAAAAUAAAAACAGAAACUGAAAUUUUGGGAAAUAUGCUAAUUCUCUUUCUCUUCCUUAGAUGAGGAGAUUGAUGUGUGAUGUGUGAACUGAUGUACUUAGCAUUGUUCACUUGUGAUUGGAUCACCCAAAACAUAUUCAAACAUUACAAUGCAGGGCCACUCAUUCUCUCGUUUUUGGAAAGUGAAAAACAAGGGGUGUUAACUGGCAUUACAUCAAAACUUGCAAAAGUCAGCAAAACCAAAGGAAGCAUUGAGUCAGCCUGUCUUCAGUGGAUCUCAGGCUUUAAGGCAAAAAGGAAUCAAAUUGGUCCAUUUGUCUCGGGCUAGUUUUCUUUUUUCGGACAGCAUGCAGGCUCAAUACGUAGAGCAUGAAACAGACAUAACAUAGAUAAGAUGUUGAUUGGGCACUGAACACUGAAAACACAUGGCAGAAAGAACACGAAGAAAUGUAAAAGGUACAGCUGUAUCAGUACCUUUUCCCAGAACUGCAGAUUGAGGUGUUUUUUAUGUUAGCCUACUCACGUCAGGGCCAUGUCUGUGUCUAGUUUCUGUUCACUCUUUUCUUACUGGUGUGACCAUUGUAAAACUCCAUUAUCUUCGUAGCUGGAGGAUGGGGGUGGUGUUGCCUUCACGAUUCCUGAAGGCCGGGGCAGCGG
Anarrhichthys ocellatus (wolf-eel) is the source of this 15835-nucleotide messenger RNA. RefSeq names its product SEC16 homolog B, endoplasmic reticulum export factor (gene sec16b). The transcript is spliced from 24 exons. NCBI's taxonomy places the organism in Eukaryota, Metazoa, Chordata, Actinopteri, Perciformes, Anarhichadidae. The record is from RefSeq and is a predicted model, not a curated record. Gene Ontology annotation, cellular component: ER to Golgi transport vesicle membrane; endoplasmic reticulum exit site. Gene Ontology annotation, biological process: Golgi organization. Bases 4658 to 7453 code for a protein of 931 amino acids.